Messenger RNA from Dermacentor albipictus, 473 nucleotides. Its product is annotated as glutathione S-transferase 1-like. Gene Ontology annotation, molecular function: glutathione transferase activity. Gene Ontology annotation, biological process: glutathione metabolic process. The record is from RefSeq and is a predicted model, not a curated record. NCBI's taxonomy places the organism in Eukaryota, Metazoa, Arthropoda, Arachnida, Ixodida, Ixodidae.
GCUCACGUUACGGCCUCUUAGGAAGUUUUUACGAGUUCACUAACUAUCGAAGGCUGUUUUCGCAUGGUUUCUUGCGAGUAAAGAAUAAUUACAGCAGUGACACUGACGCAACGUCAAGGAGGGCAAUGACGAUCGAACUGUAUGCGAUUGUGACGAGAGAACCUUGCUUCUUCAUCAGGAUGCUGGCAAAGCAAAUAGGCAUUGAGGUCAAGCUCAAGGCUCUAGAUUACGACAAGCAGGAACACCUGUCUGCCGAAUACGCCAAGAUAAGCCCUUUGCACAAGGUUCCAGCAAUCAACGAUGAUGGCUUUAUUUUGUACGAAAGCACUGCCAUCUGCUACUACUUGCUGAACAAGUAUGCUCCGGCGUCGCCGCUCUACCCGAAGGAGGUCGAGAAGCGUGCUCGUGUGGAUCAAAUCUUGUGCACUGUGUCGAGCUUUGUGCAGCCAGUUGCUUCAUCCUACAUCCCCUGA